UACUUAUCUAAGCCAAACUUUGUAAUUGUGAAUACAUCGUCUAAUAAUAGUUAUUAUGAUAACAAAAAAAAACAUUUUUUUCUUUAAUUAAUGAUUUAUUGAGGAAUACAUAUCCGUUCGAGUGAUGCAGAAUCAAAGAAAUACGCAUGUUGAUUAAAACUUGGAGGUUAUGAACUGUUGGGUGUUUUGUAACAGAAGAGAACACAAUGUUUUUGAGAAGUUGUGCUUGGUGUACAAGAAGUUAUUUCAGGAAUAUCACUACUAAUGUCAACAAAACAUUACAUAAUAAAGUCUCGUCUGACAGUUCGAGAUUUAAAAACAAUACUACUUUUAAUUACCUGGCUGCACUCACUAUUUUGGCUGGAGGUUUGACUUAUGCCGCUGUUCCUAUGUACAGAUUAUUUUGUCAGGCUUUCAGCUAUGGAGGUACUGUAGGCCACGAUUCUUCAAAAGUAGAAGACAUGAAGCCCAACAAACAUAGGCUAAUCACUGUAAAAUUCAAUGCUGACACUGCAGCACAAAUGUCGUGGAAUUUUCAUCCACAGCAGCCUGAGGUGACAGUAGCUCCGGGAGAAACGGUUUUAGCUUUUUACACAGCCACCAACCCCACGGAUGCUAAUAUAUCUGGAGUCUCUACAUACAACGUUGUCCCCUUUGAAGCUGGACAGUAUUUCAAUAAGAUUCAAUGCUUUUGCUUUGAAGAACAAAUGCUAGGACCUCGCGAACAGGUCGACAUGCCCGUAUUUUUUUACAUUGACCCUGAAUUCACUGAAGAUCCAAAGAUGGAGUACAUCAAUGAGAUAGUACUUUCGUACACGUUUUUCGAAGCUAGAGAAGGCUUGAAAAUACCUAUCCCAAGCUACAUCAAGAAACUUCAUUGAGGAUAGGAGUACAUUGCAAGAAAAACGAUUUUUCACUUGAUGACGUCACUCCUCAUCCUCUCCGAGCAAUAGCGAUUCGAGUCAGCUUCGUUGUAGAACUUGACUUGCUUCUGGUACCAUUCGUUCGGCGUGA
Copidosoma floridanum is the source of this 1014-nucleotide messenger RNA. RefSeq names its product Cytochrome c oxidase copper chaperone COX11 (gene Cox11). NCBI's taxonomy places the organism in Eukaryota, Metazoa, Arthropoda, Insecta, Hymenoptera, Encyrtidae. Gene Ontology annotation, cellular component: mitochondrial inner membrane. The record is from RefSeq and is a predicted model, not a curated record. Gene Ontology annotation, molecular function: copper ion binding.